Molecule: messenger RNA, 1999 nt
Organism: Serinus canaria (Common canary)
Lineage: Eukaryota; Metazoa; Chordata; Aves; Passeriformes; Fringillidae
Gene: RUNDC3A
Product: RUN domain containing 3A
Exons: 11
Coding region: 85-1410 (441 amino acids)
Cellular component (GO): cytosol
Source: RefSeq, a predicted model, not a curated record
GUGCGGGGGGCCGCGGCCGUGGGCUGGGGGGGGUCCCCACGGGGGAAGGGGCAUCGCCCGUGGCCGUGGAGCCUGGGCCGCUGGAUGGAAGCGAGCUGGGUGCCGGCUGCCAUGGCUCUGGGGCUCUCCUCCAAGAAAGCUUCCUCCAGGAAUAUCGCCGUGGAGAGGAAAAACCUCAUCACCGUCUGCAGGUUCUCGGUGAAGACCCUUCUGGAGAAGUACACGGCGGAUCCCAUCGACGACUCCUCCGAGGAGUUCGUUAACUUCGCUGCCAUCCUCGAGCAGAUCCUCAGCCACCGCUUCAAAGGCCCUGUCAGCUGGUUCAGCUCUGAUGGACAGCGUGGGUUUUGGGAUUACAUCCGCCUGGCCUGCAGCAAGGUCCCCAACAACUGCGUCAGCAGCAUCGAGAACAUGGAGAACAUCAGCACCUCCAGGGCCAAGGGCCGGGCCUGGAUCCGCGUGGCGCUGAUGGAGAAGCGAAUGUCCGAGUACAUCUCCACGGCCCUGCGGGACACUCGCACCACCAGGCGGUUCUACGAUGACGGGGCCAUCAUGCUGCGGGAGGAGUCCACGGUGCUCACGGGGAUGCUCAUCGGGCUCAGCGCCAUCGACUUCAGCUUCUGCCUGAAGGGAGAGGUGAUGGACGGUAAAACGCCCGUGGUCAUUGACUACACGCCCUACCUGAAGUUCACGCAGAGCUAUGACUACCUGAGUGAGGAGGAAGAGCGGGGCAGCGUGGAGAGCAGCACGAGCGAGGACAGCUCACCUGAGCACCCCUACCUGCCCCUGGUCACCGACGAGGACAGCUGGUACAACAAGUGGCGCAAGAUGGAGCAGAAAUUCCGCAUUGUUUAUGCCCAAAAGGGGUACCUGGAGGAGCUGGUGAGGCUGAGGGAGUCGCAGCUGAAGGACCUGGAGGCGGAGAACAAGCGGCUGAAGCUGCGGCUGGAGGAGGUGAUGGUGCAGAACCAGCUGGAGAAGAGGGAGCUGGAGGGCGUCAUCCUGGAGCUGCAGGAGCAGCUGACGGGGCUGAUCCCCUGCGAGAACCCCCAGCUGGCCCAGCUCUCCAAGGAGAUGGUGACACCCCUGGUCAACCAGUGGCCCUCCCUGGGGACCCUCAAUGGCAACGAGAGCGGCUCGGACAGCAAACUCUACAGAAGGCACAGCUUUGUGAGCACCGACCAGCUCUCGGCCGAGAACAGCCUCAGCUCCGACUCCCAGCGCCUGGGCGAGGGCAAGCGCGAAGGGGAGCCCUGGGGGCCCUUGGGGAAGGACCCCACGCCCUCCAUGCUGGGGCUCUGCGGCUCCCUGGCCUCCCUGCCCAGCUGCAAAUCCCUGGCCAGCCUCAAGUCCAACGAGUGCCUGGUGAGCGACAGCACGGAAGCCAGCCCGACCCGCAGCCCCAGCUGAGACCCCCGGCCCCCGCGCCGCCCCCCGGCCCCGCGUGACGGCACAGGACUGACCGGGCUCGGCCCCCUUCGCACCCCGGGCCCGACGAGGGACUCGCCCAUCCCACCGGGGAGGCUGGGGACGGGCAUCCCCCUCCCCACCUUGAGACCCCACCCGGCUGCGCCUCUGCCCCCCAGCCCGGAGCCCGGCUGGAGACACACGGACCUGUUGGGAUGGGGGUGCGGGACUGGGGGGAGCGAACUGUGCCACGGUGGGGGGGACACUGGCAGUGACAGCUGUUGGGGAGCAAGGGGGGGUCGGGCCAGGCCCCUUCCAGGGGUGAGGGUCCAGCCUGGCCCCUCUGUCCGUCCUGCUCAGCCCUCGGUGCCCACCUGGGCUGCGCCUGCCUGGCCUCCCCCAGCUCCCCUGCACUGUGGGGGCUGCCUGUCCCCCCUUGCAGCAGCAUCCCCACAACAGGGGGAGGACUCUUCUUCCCCCUUUCCUCCCCAUCCUCCCGUGGGUUUUGGGUUGUUUUGGGUGAUUUUGGUUUUUAUUUCAGCCCCAUCUGCCUUGUUGGAGCAAAAAGGAAUCAAUAAACGCAGCAAGCAGA